AUGCGCAGAGCUGGACCGGGCCAAGCCAAACAGCCCCAUGACUCGUGGCCUCACCCCUCCACGGACCUGCCACCUCACCCCUCCAUGGACCUGCCACCUCACCCCUCUAUGGACCUGCCCCGUCACCCCUCCAUGGACCUGCCACCUCACCCCUCUAUGGACCUGCCCCGUCACCCCUCCAUGGACCUGCCACCUCACCCCUCUAUGGACCUGCCACCUCACCCCUCCACUUGGGCCGGUGUUCUGUCGAGACGGUCUGGCCGUGUUUGUGCAUUUGUUGCGGAGGAAGCCGGAGAGAGAGACAUGGGGGCCAGACACGGGCAAAAUCCCGUGGCUAAAGGACCGGCACUGAGCUCGACACGCAGACCAUCCGGACAGAACGCCGGCUCCAGCACGGCUCGCGGUCCGGGUGAAACCAACAACCUUGGCAUCCGUGCAACGAGAACACAGCUCCUUCAUGGGUGCUCUUUGAUGUAG
Messenger RNA from Knipowitschia caucasica, 477 nucleotides. The record is from the annotation of a GenBank genome assembly. Lineage: Eukaryota; Metazoa; Chordata; Actinopteri; Gobiiformes; Gobiidae.